AUGGAGAAUGCCUCUCAACGUUCCAGCCCUUGGUACCGAAAGAAGCUAGAACUGUCAGCUGAAGUGAUCUCCACCCAACAAAUGAACUAUAGUCCCAGCUUGAUUUACAGAGAGAGCUCAGCGUGGGAGCUUAUUAUCAUUGGACGCUGUGGAUGGUGGAUAGUGCAGAAGAGGAGUGUUGUGGGUAUGACGCUGGUUGACGUGUACAGGAGAGGAGUCUCGUGGGUCAAAGUGGAUGCAGAAGUGCUCGCCUGGGUCGGAUCCAACGUGACCCUGAGGUGCAGCGUCGAGACUUCAGGCACCAACAUCACGCAAGUCACCUGGCAGAGGAUCGAGAACGGGCAAAACAAGAACUUUCUCACCUACAGCAAUUCUAAGUUGCUGAAGCUGACCCCAUUUGCGGAGCAGAGGGUGAAGUUCCUGGGGGACGGAUAUAAAAACGGAUCGAUUGAGAUAAUAAAUGUGGAGCUGAGCGACGAGAGGACCUACACUUGUACCUUCACCCUUUUCCCGACUGGAGCUGCUGACAAUACCAUCUCUUUUAUUACACAAGCUAAACCGGACAUCAACAUUGAACCUUCACCGGAGCCAGUGGUGGCAAAGUUGCCAUAUCAGACUGUAGCCAUUUGUGUGGCCAGGGCAGCCAAGCCAUCUGCCAACAUCACGUGGCUGACGGACAAGUUGGAUUAUAUUUCAUCAGAGAGUGAACUUCAGCAUGCCAACACGACGGUGACCACCCAGAGUCAGCUGAAAAUGAUCCCGAGAGCAGAAAUAAAGGACCGCAGUGUGACUUGUGUCAUCUCACAUGGUAUUGGGACAUCAAACGCAAGGACGGAGAGGAAGCUGACCAUACAGAACGUACAGUAUCCGCCUGACUCUGUACAUGUGGAGGUGAGGAGAUUAGACAAUGGGACUUUCCAGUUUAUCUGUGUAGAAGACUCCAGUCCACCAGCCACAAACUUCAAAUGGAGAAGGAAGGAUACGUUUGACUCCAAUGCAACGGUGGAGCUGGGAAAUGAAAAAACUUUGUCCAGUGAAGACCUUCUAAGCGGAAUUUAUUUCUGUGAGGUCACUAAUCCAGUUGGAAGAUCAUCGGGAUAUCUUUAUGUAUACCAAGGCCCAGGUUGCUCUGCCUGUCUACAUGCCUGCCUGUGGCCUUGGCUUAUCGUUAUCCUGGCAUUGGCCGUCUUUUGUUACUGGCGGUACAGAAAACAACCCAAAGAAGAGAAAGCGGCAAACAAAACCAGAGAUGAUGAUGAUGAAGAUGACGAACAAGCGAUGAACUAUGCGGAGGAUUGA
This is a messenger RNA of Nanorana parkeri, 1299 nucleotides long. Its product is annotated as nectin-1-like. Gene Ontology annotation, cellular component: adherens junction. NCBI's taxonomy places the organism in Eukaryota, Metazoa, Chordata, Amphibia, Anura, Dicroglossidae. The coding region runs from base 1 to 1299 and encodes 432 amino acids. The transcript has 8 exons. The record is from RefSeq and is a predicted model, not a curated record. Gene Ontology annotation, biological process: heterophilic cell-cell adhesion; homophilic cell-cell adhesion.